Messenger RNA from Cryphonectria parasitica EP155, 1032 nucleotides. RefSeq lists its product as uncharacterized. The record is from RefSeq and is a predicted model, not a curated record. The transcript has 2 exons. NCBI's taxonomy places the organism in Eukaryota, Fungi, Ascomycota, Sordariomycetes, Diaporthales, Cryphonectriaceae. The coding region runs from base 1 to 1032 and encodes 343 amino acids.
AUGAAUUGCUCAUUUUCCACUGACACUGGUUUCGCGCACUCAAGGGCCAAGAAGGAAGAAGAGGCGGGCGAGGUGGAGGAUGACACUGCCGCGGAGAAGGGCAAUGACGACGAUGACGAGAACAAGACUGAGCACAAGAAAUCCGAGGUCGCGGACCAAGACAGCGCUGUCAAACCUCAUGGCCGGGACGGCUCGACGCCCUCCAACAUCCUCGAAAAGGGCAUCAUCUACUUCUUCUUCCGUGGUCGCAUAGGCAUUGACCACCCCGACAAGGUUAGCGACAUCGCUCGCAGCUACAUCAUCCUCAGGCCCAUUCCGAAGGACGCGAAACUGGGGGAUGGCCCUAUCGGCGAUGCUGGCAACUCUCGUCUGAUUGCCGUCCCCAAAAAGGUUCUUCCCCAGUCUGGACGAGACCGCUGGAUUGCCUUUGUCGAGAAGAGCGAUGCCUCAUUCGAUGAGCUCAAAAAGAAUUUCCUGGCGUCCAACGAUUACCAGACCAAGGCUGGUAUCGACCGCCACUCCCCUGCAGCCUCUCCAUUCGGCGAAGGCGUAUACGCAAUUACCACUACCGGGAGGGAGAGCCACCUGGCGUACAUGCUGACCCUCCCCAAAAAGCUUGAUCAAGUCCAGACAAAGAUGGGUCUCAAGGAAAAGGGUAGCUGGAUCAUCAGCACUCGAAAUCCUCAAUAUCCUGCGCCUGCAAAUACGCAGCUGCCAGAAUCUCCCAAGUUCUCCAAGGACAUUCUCGACGAAUUUCGAUCACUGCGUUGGAUGGGAACCCUUCCUAAGCAUCUCAUUCCUAACGCACAAUUCCUUCUUGUGGGCGAGUCCUCGGGUAUCGACAAGGCUCUGCAACCAGAUGAAAAGGACAAGAAGGACAAGGAGAAGGAGGAGCCCGUCGAGGAAAUGGAGAGGCUUGAAGAGGAGGAUGCAGCACGGAUGGAGCAUCUCGGAAAAGACGCGGCUGAAGCCGUCUUUGCCGAUCUCGAGGCUCAGGCCAAAGGCUAUCCUGAGCUGCAGACUACAUUCUAG